Osmerus eperlanus (European smelt) is the source of this 1503-nucleotide messenger RNA. It is a transcript of the gene syt1b, whose product is annotated as synaptotagmin Ib. Gene Ontology annotation, biological process: cellular response to calcium ion; calcium ion-regulated exocytosis of neurotransmitter; regulation of calcium ion-dependent exocytosis. The record is from RefSeq and is a predicted model, not a curated record. Gene Ontology annotation, molecular function: syntaxin binding; calcium-dependent phospholipid binding; calcium ion binding. The coding region runs from base 34 to 1287 and encodes 417 amino acids. Lineage: Eukaryota; Metazoa; Chordata; Actinopteri; Osmeriformes; Osmeridae. The transcript is spliced from 9 exons. Gene Ontology annotation, cellular component: exocytic vesicle; axon; dense core granule.
AGACCAGGGACACACAAACACAGGCGGUAAGGGAUGACAGGCAAUCGUCGUGCAGCUCCGGCUGUGCCCAGCCCCUUCACGACACCCAUACUGCCCACCAAUGGCACCGCAACCCCCGAAUCUGGGAGGGGCCAGCCAGGAGGACAGGACCACAGGAAGUUCAUGAGUGAGAUACAACACCUCCACUUGCCAUCGUGGGCUGUGGCUGCUCUCUGUCUGGUGAGCGUGUGUGUGGUGCUGUCAUGCUGUGUGUGUGUGUGGAGGAAAUGCUUGAAGAAGAAGGACAAGGACAAGGAGAAGAAGGGAAGAGAGAAGGGCAAGAGUGGCAUUGACAUGGACACUGAAAUGGAGGGAGGCCAGACUGAGCCUCUGAAGGAUGAGGGGGACAGAGAGACAGGAUUAACUAAGAGUGAUAAAGAAGAAGAGCCCAAAGAGGAGGAAAAGCUGGGGAAGUUGGAAUUCUCACUGGAUUACAACUUCACAGAGAACACGUUGGCAGUAGGGAUUCUGCAGGCGUGUGACCUCCCAGCCAUGGACAUGGGAGGCAGCUCUGACCCCUACGUUAAACUGUGCCUGCUACCAGACAGGAAGAGGAAGUUUGAGACCAAAGUCCACAGGAAGACCCUCAACCCCACCUUCAAUGAGAACUUCACAUUUAAGGUACCCUACUCCGAGCUAGGUGGCAGGACUCUGGUGAUGACCGUGUAUGACUUUGACCGUUUCUCCAAACAUGACGCGAUUGGUGCGGUGAGGGUACCAAUGAGCAGUGUGGACUUCAGCCACAUGACCCAAGAAUGGAGAGACGUGCAGAAAGCUGAGAAGGAGGAGAGUGAGCGUUUAGGUGACAUCUGCCUGUCUUUAAGGUAUGUUCCUACAGCAGGCAAGCUGACCGUCGUCGUGCUGGAGGCUAAAAACCUGAAGAAGAUGGAUGUGGGCGGGCUGUCAGAUCCAUACGUGAAGAUCCACCUGCUGCAGAAUGGGAAGAGACUGAAGAAGAAGAAAACGAGCACCAAGAAGAACACUCUGAACCCUUAUUACAACGAGUCCUUCAGCUUUGAGGUGACAUUAGAACAGAUGCCGAAAGUACAAGUAGCAGUGACGGUGUUGGACUAUGAUAAGAUUGGAAAGAACGACGCCAUAGGGAAGGUUUUUCUGGGGAGUACCAGCACUGGGACUGAGCUACGCCAUUGGUCGGACAUGCUGGACAACCCCCGAAGGCCUAUUGCCCAAUGGCAUGUCUUGAAAUCUGAGGAUGAAGUCAAUGCUGAACUGUCCAACAAGAAAUAACCCUCUAACUCUACACCUGCACCCCAUUAAGGAAUCCAUAAAUCCCAAACUGCCCAAAAUGAUUCCAUGACUUUUGCUCUUCUAUCUUCCACUCCCCCCUUAGAACAUGCCCAUGUGCUCUGAUGGGCCCACAGACACACACACACACAUUGGUGAAACUGAUAUGUGAAGUAUAAAUGUGUAUGUCAUGCUAAUAAACAAUAAUCCAUUUUUCCC